GGGAUAAUGACAGACCACGGAACGCUAUAAAGUUAACGCUCAACCUUUCAGUCGAACCAUAAAACGUAUAGUUAUGUGCAAAGCGUUAUCGUAUGUUAAAAGGUGUUAUCGUUAGUGUUGCAGUGAUUAAGCCGUUUUAAGAAUACAUGUACACGAAGUGAAACCUUUAACUCCUUAACCAUCAUUUGGUGGACAUAUGUGGGGAUAGCCAUGAUGUCUAUUUGGAUGUCUUGUUUGGUCACUUUCUCGUCGUUACGGGUGUAUACAGUAGCGGACACAAUACCUGUGUUAGACACUCUGGAGAGAAUUGCCAUCUUUGGGACGGAUGCCUCCACUGACUUGCCGGAAUACCAGUCGGUUGUCGUGCAUCUCUUGAACGGAACGGAACAUUCCGACGUCGACGUCAAGCAAUUCCGGAAGCGGCCGCCAACACUGCAGUACCGAGUGUCGUUCGGCAACGAAACGUUCACGAUCAAUCUGCGAAAGAAUACGAACAUGAUUUCAUCGGGCUGCAUCAUCCGUCAAGUGAAUGGAAGCGGCCACUCAACGGUGAGCCCCUGCAUGGAGCAUGACGUCACGUGCUACUACACCGGAACUACCAGCGCCCACAACGACUCCUGGGUGGCGGCCAGCGUCUGUGGAGGGCUGAAAGGGUUGCUCAGUUUCGGCAACACGAGCCUGUUCAUCUACCCCAUGAAGCGGACGUCGGAUCAGACGUCAACGUCAGCGUCGCCCAAUCAUCUGAUCUACCGGUACCAGGGAGACAAGCACGUGUGCAAGACGGAAGACGACGUUACCGACAUACUCUAUCCCACUUCUCAAGCACAAGGGAGGCACCAGGUCAACGAAAUGAAAACCAGGUACAUAGAGGCGGGGAUCGUUGUCGACCCUGUCAUGGCGAGAUUCCACAACGACAACAUUUUCCAGUACGUCUUCACUGGCUUUAACAUCGCGUCGAAGUUGUUCGCAGACCGGUCCAUUGGCACGUUGAUGAAACUCUUAUUGUCAGAGAUCAUUGUGUUCAACUCGUCCAAUGGGUUUGAUGUGAGUGACACAGUGGACGCUAAGAAGACAAUGAAUAGUUUCUGUGAGUGGCAGAGCAAGCAUCACACGCUGAACACAACUGACGUUACCAUCCUUUUAACACGAAAUGAUAUUGAAUAUGGCGCCAAUGACAACGGGAAGUCCACCAUUGGUCUUGCGUUCCCCUCUGGUGCGUGUAAGAUACGAGAUAAGUGUGCCGUCGUGGAAGAUACUGGCCCCGUAUUCGGCAUCACCCUGGCGCAUGAAAUAGGCCACCUUAUCGGCAUGAGCCAUGACAACGAUAGCCACUGUUCUCCCGCCCUCAUGUCCGCGUACGGCAAUUCUGGAGUGGACGCCUUCCGAUGGUCCAAUUGCAGCGCCAAGGAACUCAACAACAACAGGUAG
This is a messenger RNA of Dreissena polymorpha, 1428 nucleotides long. RefSeq names its product A disintegrin and metalloproteinase with thrombospondin motifs 6-like. Lineage: Eukaryota; Metazoa; Mollusca; Bivalvia; Myida; Dreissenidae. Gene Ontology annotation, molecular function: metalloendopeptidase activity. Gene Ontology annotation, biological process: proteolysis. The record is from RefSeq and is a predicted model, not a curated record. The transcript has 11 exons. The coding region runs from base 211 to 1428 and encodes 405 amino acids.